Molecule: messenger RNA, 5729 nt
Organism: Dunckerocampus dactyliophorus (ringed pipefish)
Lineage: Eukaryota; Metazoa; Chordata; Actinopteri; Syngnathiformes; Syngnathidae
Gene: bhlhe40
Product: basic helix-loop-helix family, member e40
Exons: 5
Coding region: 2839-4032 (397 amino acids)
Biological process (GO): regulation of transcription by RNA polymerase II; regulation of neurogenesis; circadian regulation of gene expression
Cellular component (GO): nucleus
Molecular function (GO): DNA-binding transcription factor activity, RNA polymerase II-specific; RNA polymerase II cis-regulatory region sequence-specific DNA binding; protein dimerization activity
Source: RefSeq, a predicted model, not a curated record
CCUCUCCUUUCAUGCAUUCUUAGUGACAAUUACACGCUCACACAUUCACACACAUUUAUAUCCAUGAAGACAUGCACACAUGCAGAGAUGCCUGGACACACGUACAUAUGCACACCCGCAGUACAUACGUACGAUACUGAGAAUAAAGUCCUACAUGAACGAGAAUAAAGUCGUAAAUUUACAAGAAAAUGUUGUAAAUUUACAAGAAAAACAGUCAUAAAUGUACAAGAAUAAAGUCGUAAAUUUCCGAUAAAAAGGUUGUAAUAUUAUGAGAAUAAAAUUGUAAAUUUACAAGAAACACGUUGUAACAUCACAAGAAUAAAGUCAUAAAUUUAUGAGAAAAAAAGUCAUAAUAUUACGAGAAUAAAAUUGUAAAUUUGUGAGAAAAAAGUUGUAAUAUUAGGAGACUAAAGUUGUAAAUUCACGAGAAGAAAGUUGUAUUAUUACAAGAAUAAAGUCGUAAAUUUACGAGAAAAAAGUUGUAAUAUUCCGAGAAUAAAGUCGUACAUUUACGAGAAAAAAAAGGAAUAUUACGAGAAUAAAAUUGUAAAUUUACAAGAAAAAAGUUGCAAUACACUAAGUCCCCAACUUACGAACACAAUUGGUUCCAGACGACCGUUCUUAAGUCGAAUUGUUCUUAAGUAGGGAAAAGGUAAUAUUAGCAAUGAUAUAGGUACUACAUGUACGUGUAUACAUAUACAGUAUAUGUGUAUGUAUGUAAAUAUGAGUUUGGAUGCAGUAGUAAUAUUAAACCAGGAUAAUUAAUGAAAAAAACAAUAAUAAAAGUGAUAUAAUAAUACGUAAUGAUAAAUGUUAUUUACCUUUGAAGAGGAGUGGUCCAGCAUACGUCGUUGUGGAGGAGGAGGAGGAGUUAUUGAAAAAAAGGACAAAUGGUGGUGGUGGUUAGACUCUUCUAAAAGAGGUAGUGUUCUGUGGGUGGUGUAGAAUUAAGCAGGCCUAUUAACUCUUCAUAAACUUUAAUCACACGCUCUGUCCGGGUUGUAUCAUUUAUCUUUCCAUUUAGCUUUACACUGUAUCUCCCCAGUCUAACUCUUCCUCUGUUGGUCCCAUUAGCUCUAAGGCUGCAUUAGCAGUGUCACAGUGCCCCCUACUGGUCAAGCAUGUACAGUAGCAGUAGAAAUACUGAUUGAGCGACUCCAAGGCAAAAUAAAAUAAAAUAUAGACCAGUCGGCUUGUGUUCGUAUCCGCGAAUGUUCGCUAGUCGGGUGUUCGUAAAUUGGGGACCUAGUGUAUUGCGAAAAUAAAGUCGUAAAUUUACGAGGAUUUUUUUUAAAUAAUCUGAGAUUCUAAUCUGAAAUUCUCGUAAAAUUGACUGCUUUGUUCUCGUAAAUUUACAACUUUAUUCUCGUAAAUUUAUUACUUUUUUCUUGUAAAUUUACAACAUUUUCCUGUAAAUUUCCGACUUUAUUCUCGUAAAUGUACGACUUUAUUCUUAGUAUCUCUGGGGGUUUUUUCAAUGUGGCCCUAAUACUCCGUGGUACUACAGUAUAUACUCCAUGAGUAUUUCAUUGAUUUGUUUAUGUAUUUAUUUGUUGUUUCUACAUGAACCAAAACAAGUCAGCAAUAUGAAUACUGCCAUUUGAAGUCACGCUACACGUGUCUAAGUGCAGCCUGGGGGCCAUACUCAGCCAGCCGCUCCUUGUUUGUUUGAAAUGUCCCUCUGCUUUCUGUACAAAUACACGUGCUAUAUUGUAUAUUUAUAUAAUUAAUAAGACUCGUUUGCAUCUAAUUUCACAUUUUCUGUGUGCCCUGGCUGGAGAACGUUCGGACAGCCCUGAUGUAACUUUAUUAGUCCCUUCAGUGUUCAUCACGUGUCUUGCGAACCACCACAACAAUAAAACACCUCGACGUCGUCUCUUUUGCGCUGCUGUCCGCCUGCGUAAACACAUAAGCUUUGCACACUGUGUCCCGACAAAGGGGAGCGUGGUGGCACACGAGACUCUGCUCCCGUGGGUGGAGAUUAGGGUUGGCGGGGGUCGAUCCAAACAUCGACCCCAUCGAUGCCACGGGUUGCAUCGGUAGUGGACUGAUAAUGGCGCGAGGUGAUGGAUAUUUUUCAGUUGUCACAAGCACGUUGCCGUGUGCAUGUUGUUACAUCGUUGAUAUUAUUUCAACAGUGUAAUUAGUUGUUUUGUACUACUGACUUUAAUUGGCUAUAAUUGCAUGAUUUUUGUUCAUAUUGUUAUCUUAUGUAUUUUGUUUGUUUAUUUUAAAAAUAUUUGCUUAAAAUCCUCAAAAUCACUCAAUGAUAGAUUUUGGGAAAAUUGUCUGUAAAAAAAAGAAAAGGAUCUGCAUCGGAAAUACUGGCCCAGUAUUUACUUGUUAUCAGAGCGAUACCAGGGUUUGCCGUAUCGCCCACGCCGAGUGGCGAUAGACCGGUCUGUGUUUAGUGUGCGUGCGCGUGUGCGUGUGUCACGGGAAGCAGCAAGCAGAGAGUGGAGGGGCGAGGCACUUGAAAGCACCGUCCAACACGUGAGCUUCAUGUGACUCGACUGCACAGUGUGUGUUUGGAGCCGAGGACGUGCCUGUAGUCACAUGACUUGCUCCACACGUAGGCACGGACUCACCCGCCCAUCACACGCACACACACGCACACUUAGCAGUCCACGGAAGCGCCCUGCUCAUAACAGUCCGCACCUAAAGGGUGACAACACACUUUGGAGUCCAGCUCUCAGGGGAUUUUGCGCGCAGUUGAAACGGGAGACACAACUUUGAAUUUUUUGUGCAUUUCUCUCACCGUGAAGUGCGACGACAGACACACGCGUGGAUCGUUUUUAUUGUCCAUAUAUUUUUAGUUAUUUAAGUUUUUGCAUCAAUAUGGAGGGGAUUACAAGGGCACAACCGCCGCCAUGUGUGUCCAAACACUCCUCGCUGGAUAUGACUGACAUGCAAGGAAUGGAUUUUCCGAUGUACGUGUAUAAAUCCAGGAGGGGUAUGAAACGCGGGGAUGAGAACAAGGAGACUUACAAGUUGCCACAUCGAUUGAUCGAAAAAAAAAGACGGGACAGGAUCAACGAAUGCAUCGCACAACUGAAAGAUUUGUUACCGGAGCACCUCAAGCUUACUACGCUGGGUCAUUUGGAGAAAGCCGUGGUGCUGGAGCUCACUCUCAAACACGUCAAAGCCUUGAAUGCCCUGCUGGAGCAGCAGCAGAAGAAAAUCGUGGAGCUGCAGAGCAACCUGCAGAUAUGUGACCAUGGCGGUGACAGCACGGAGAUCAGUGAGCAGAUGUUCCGUUCAGGUUUCCACCUGUGUGCAAAAGAGGUCCUCCACUAUCUGGACUGCCAAGACCGCGGUCGGGACCUGACGCCUUCCAGUGUCAUCAGCCACAUCCACAAGGUCGCUUCUGAGGUACUCCACCAGCAAAGCGGCGCGCACACCGGCGAGUCCUUCCCUCAGAGCUCGGAGAAGCUGAAGCAACAUGCAGACGAGCCCCCGAGAUCCACCGAGGGCCCGGCUAAGAACUGUGUUCCCGUAAUUCAAAGGACGUACCCCAAUGGGAUGGGGGAGCAGAGCGGCAGCGACACAGACACCGACAGCGGCUACGGGGGCGAACAUGACAAACGCGACCCAAAAGCCCGAUGGUCAGACAGCCACAGAAAGGAGGCGGAGCUGAAGCACACUUCUGCGUCUGAGAGGACAGCCGAUGGUGUCAAGCACGAGGGGGAUGAGCCUCGGGCCAAGCGGUCUCGGUCUGACUCUGAGGACGAAAAGCUCUCUGGUCCCGCAGCCGGAAGCCCAGGCAGCUACAUGGCUUUCUCCCCCAACCAGCACCCGCUCUGCCUCCCCUUCUAUCUCAUCCCUCCAGCAGCCGCAGCCGCAGCAGCAUACCUGCCCAUGGUGGAGAAGUGCUGGUACCCAGGGGGCAUGCCAGUCAUGUACCCAGGCAUGAGUGGCUCCCCAGAGACACUGACCCCGUCUCCAGGUCCAAGGCAGAUCCCCGCGGACUCACUUGUCCUUCACAAAGCUUUAAAACAGACCCCCCCUUUAAACCUGGAAACCAAAGAGUAAAAGAGUCACGCCCUCUGAAUGUUAUUGGAGUUGGAAAACGGGCUUUUCACUGAACUCGAUAUCGUCAACCACCGUCUUUCUGCUCCUCAGAUGAAACGUGGCUUUCACGGGUCGCGCCUGCCUGUCGCGUGGCUCUGAAACACUGUGAAACUGUCGGAACGAGUUUUGUAGCAGAGACCAGUUUGUGUUGAAUGUCAGAGGUUCACCCAGAAUGUAAGGGACAUACAAGCCCCCACACCCCAACAACAAGACCUAUAUAUUGCACACACAGCAGUUUAUCAUGAAUGUAAUGAUUCAACGACAGCCCGUGUCCUGUAGAUGCUGCUGGGAUUCACGUGUGGAGCUGUGAACGAUGGGCCUCCUGAUCUCGUGUUUGUGUCUCUUCUAAUGACAACAAAAAUAAUAAUUCCAUUUUGUGUCGAACACACACAGUCAUCCCUGGAGAUGAAUGAACUUGUGUUGGCGAAGAAUUCAGGGCGUUGUCACCGUACGAGGUGUGUCACUCGUGUCUGCUGGAGUGAUCGUGCAUACUUUCAUGACGUCUCAGUGAGUUUAGGUGUCUUUUUGUUGUGAAGUCCCGGUAAACGGUAAUGGUCAUGUCCUUAUUUUGUCUCUACUACUCGCACAUCUCUAUUUUUGAUACGUGACCUAAUGAGUGUAUUUGCUACCAGGGGAGGGCUGCGGUAGUCAUGUGCUGUAUGCCAAGCGUGUACAUAGAAGCUUUGUUUCCACCCUCAAAUUCCAGAUCAAGCUCAGCCUGAUCGCCGCUCAUGAUGUUGCCUUUUUACUUAUUUAGUGCACACACUGAGGAAUGACUUUUUAACUAUUUGCUUGACACGUGUCUGCCGCAGAGAGAGUGAAUGUCAAGUUGAAAAUAAAAACAAUAGUUUUAUAUAGAGAGAUGGUACUUGGGGAUUUUUUUAUUUUCAAAUGUAACAUGUUUGAUGUCCGCAUUUUGUAAAGUAUUAUUAAAGUAUUAAUAAAGCCCUUUUUUCCCAGUCUCGUGGAAUUCGCCGCCUGUUGGUGUACGUGUCGCAGCCAGCCACCCUGACAGCUCUCCAGAACAACACGUGCUUACAUAAGACUUACAUAACCCAUAAAGCAGCCGAGCGGCUGUAAAUCAGCGGCGCGUCUUAGAUUGCAAGCUGUAAACAUUCUCCCAUUCAGAAAGACGUCGAAGAGAAAGUUUAUAGGAUCCUUGGCAGAAAUGCGGAAUCCGUAAAUCGUAUCUUACUCCUUAUUGUGGUUUAUUUUAAAAUGAGGAUUAACAUCCUGAAAGCCCUGCUAUUGCUUGUAACUUUUAUGGUAACGAUCGUGCUGUAGUUGACGUAUUUCCGACAUGCAUGCAAGGUGAAGUACAACACAUGCUUACAAUGACAGAAUAUUUUUUGGUAAUAAAUACGUACUGCACAGCAUAUUUGAUACAUAUUCCUUAGUUGAAUCAUAAUAAUACAUGAUACUGUAAGACAAUGGGUAAGAAUCAGGGUAGUGACAGCAAACACUGUGGCUUAGCGUUCUUCUUCGUCCUUAAAUAAAAAAAAAAACUUUUAUAGUGUUUCUCGGAAGUCUCCUAUCAGUCCUGCACAUUGCUUUGAGUUCUUUACUCAGUCCGUUCCUUAUUUGAAUACCAUACACUGAUUUGCUAAAGGUUUUUAGAUUUGUUCCGCACACAAAUCUUUUAAAAUGUAGACGGACAA